GCCGCAGUCAGUAAGCUCCAGCGGGAAUGGAAAAUGGAGGAUUGACCGAAGAAAGAGCGAGAGCAUAUCAACGGUAUUUCUAGCGUGUAGAUCCUUAAACGCUGCACCAAGACUGAUGGUUACUGCUGUGAAGCCUUUGUUUUGUUUGAGGAAGCACUCUGUCACCCAUCACUGCUGAACUACAGACAUUCAGUUUGAAAGUAGAGAUUGACUCCAUCAUCUAUGGAGGAGAAUGUGAGCCCUGAGCUCUCUCUAGCUCCUGAGCCAGAGCAGAGCCAGGACCGUAUGGAAAGCUGCUCUGAAGGUGAAGGGGAUAACGUGCAGUGUCAAACUGAAAGCGAGAAUGCCGCCAAAGAGACACUAGAGGAGCCAGAUAAAUCUACAAAGGCUAACAGUGAAAUCAAGAAAACUUGGGGUUUCCGUCGGUCCACUGUUGCAAAAAGAGAGAUGCCAGUGGAGGCAGCAACAGAUAGCCCUGAAAACCGCUGUCCUGUAAGGCGCAGUGGCAGGCAGUCCAAACGUACUGACAAACUAGAGGAAUUCCUCUCCACUGCCAAAAGAGGGUCAAGAAAGAGUGCCCCUCCCAGCCUGGAAAGUGGAGAUCCUCCUUCCCAAACUCCAACGGACGCAGAAACUGCUUCAGAGGCCAGCUUCGAUGGCAACGCUGACGCAAAGGCGGCCGAAGACAAGGUCGAGUCCCCAGAGAGGAGGACGAGAAGUGGAGCAAGAAGGCCGACCCAGAGGAGAACUCGAGGUGGCAAACAGACCCGAGGCGGCGGCAGAGCGAUGGUCAGAGACGACGGAAGCUCUGAGAAUGAGGACAGCAGAGAUUCUUCCAAGAAACCCCAGUUACAAGACGAAGACCAGGAGAAAAAAGAUGAAAAGGACGAUCUAGGUCCUGAAGAUGUAGCCAGCACUAAUGCAGCACAGCCUCAGCCCGAGCUGGACUCUGAGAAGAAAGAGGUUGGCGACGAGAAGAAAGAGCAUGGAGAUAUAAGUGACCAAGGGGAAACAGAGGAGACUGAAAAAGAGAGCGAUGAGGAGAGCACAGAAAAGCCUGCAAUGUUAGUAAAGCGUGGACCAAUAAGAACAUAUAUCAAUAAAAAGAAGGUGGCCAAUAAGAACACUACCCCUAAAGCCUCUGCUGCCGCCAACAAGGGAACCACUCCUGUCAUGAGGGACAAUAAAGUUAUAGCGAUACAAGGUCCCGGCAAGACACGCAAGCCCCAGGCCACCGAUGAUGAGGAGGAUGAUGAUGAGGAGGAGGAGGAGGAAGAAGAGGAGGAGGAAGAGGAUGAUGAGAAUGACGAGAAUGACUCUUCUUCCACAUCUUCAUCAUCCAUUGAGUCUGAUGGAGGAUAUGACCCCAAUGCACUUUACUGCAUCUGUCGCCAGAAACACAACAAAAGGUUCAUGAUCUGCUGUGACCGCUGUGAGGAGUGGUUCCACGGAGACUGUGUGGGCAUCACAGAGGCCCGCGGGCGCCUGAUGGAGAGAAACGGGGAAGACUACAUCUGCCCCAAUUGCACCGCCAAGAAGAACCAGGUGGUCAGGCCUGCUACAUCUGUCCUGUCUACCAGCACAGGAAUUGGAGAGCACAAAGCUGAUGUUGCUCCUCAGACUUUUGCUCCCACUGUUUCUUCUUUAGCUGCUGACAAAACCAACGCCAGAGGAGCAGAGUCCAGUCCCUUAGCUAGUCAAGCUGCAGCAGUACAUCUUACCUCCACGUCUGCUGGAACCGAAGAGAAGGCAACAGAAGACCUAGGCAUCAAAGGCAGGAUAGAGAAAGCUAUUAAUCCGACUGGGAAAAAGAAGAUAAAGAUCUUUCAGCCGUCCAUACAGCAGCCAGCCCAACUGAAAGCAGACCAGAAGGCAGCACUGACCGUGGAAAAAAAGGCUGAGCAGAAAACACUACCAGACCCAGAGCAGAAGGUGGCAUCAAACAUAGAGGUGAACACUACACCAACGAUGGAGGAGAAGACGGGGCAGAAGGCUGAGGUGGAGUCUUCACUUCCCAAAUGUAUCGGGCCUGGCUGUGAGAAUAAUGCCCAGCCGGACUCUGUGUACUGUGGAAACGACUGUAUCCUGAGACAUGCUGCCGCCGCCAUGAAGUCCAUCACAGAUGUCAAAGAGCCCAAGCAGAAGGAGAAGCCCAAGGCUCAGAAAACCAAGUCUACACCAAAGAGGAUUGCCGCUGGUGGGAAGAAGACACAGAAGAAGACCAGGGAGGAUUCAGAGAGCGACGAAGACUACAGUCCUGAUCCAGAUGAGGAUGACGAAGAUGAGCAUGCUGAGGAACACCCACCCCCGCCGGCCACUGCAUCCUGGUCCAGCGACCAUAAUUACAUUGCAGUAACACCAGAAAAGACUACACCCAUAUCACCAACAGUGUUAAACAAAAAGUCCCCUCCCAAAGAAGAGAAGCAGAAUGAGAAAGAACACAAAGAGAGGGAACCAGCCGUGCCUCCCGAGAAGUCUUCCUCUGUGUCUGCGACGCCAGUGAAAGGAAACAAGAAGUCCCUGUCCACUAAAGGGGGCAAGGGUUCCCCAAAGGGCAAGAAACCUUCUCCUCAGUCCACCAACUCGAAGGCUUCCAAGAAACCUGCAACACCCCCAAGUAAAACUGCAGCAAAGUCCAAGAAACAAGCAAAGACCGCCCACGCCCAGUCUUCUUUCCCUCCGGGUCCCAUCCAUGUCACUGGAGCACUGAGGGUCACCAAGUCAAACUUCACCAUUCCCAAGAAGCAGCCCCAACAAAAGGACACUCCAUCCCACAGUCAGUCCUCAUCAUCCUCCAGAGUCCCAUCAUCUCCAGUUUCUUCAGGGAGCUCCAGCCACUCUUCCUCCUCCAGGCCUCCACAUCCAGCUUCAUCAGCACCCCCUGUCACCCCCAUGCCACCACCCCCCAACAACCAGAUGAGACAGAACAUCCGCCGCUCGCUUACAGACAUCCUCUAUAAGAGGGUGAGCGACAGUGAUGAUCUGAAGAUGACUGAGAGUGAGGUGGGAAGGCUGGCAGUUGCCAUUGAGAAGGAGAUGUUUAACCUGUGCCUUAGCACUGACAGCAAGUACAAGAACAAGUACAGGUCCCUCAUGUUCAACCUCAAGGACCCUAAAAACAAAGGCUUGUUCUACAGGGUGGUAGGUGGUGAAGUCAGCCCCUUCAGACUAGUCAGACUCAGUGCUGAAGAGUUGCUUUCCAAGGAGAUAUCAGAGUGGAGGAAGCCUGACCCCUCUGAGGCCCAUUCUCCUGGUGCAAGAUCCCACUCAGGACAGUCAAAACUUGGCAAUAGGCAUGACUCUGGCUCACAUAGCUUGGAUAUGGAGGAUGCUCCACCAACAUCUGAUGCAGAUGUAUGUAUCUCUGCCACCACUUCCUCUGCUCGCAUGACUUCUGCUGCAGACCUAGAUGAAUCUGGCUCCACUCCCUCUGUAACUGCUCAGCCAUCUGCUGUUGAGGGGAGCGUUGGAAUGCCAGAUAUCUUCAGUACCAUGCUCAAAGACACCACUGCAGAGCACAGGACCCAUCUGUUUGACCUCAACUGUAAAAUAUGCACAGGUCAGAAGAUGGAAGAUGAGCCAGCAGCAAAGAAAGCCAAACUGUCCAAGAAGCCUGAGAUUAACCCACCCAGACAAGAGCUACAUUCAUCCAGGUCAGCGGACGUCUCUCCUGUCGGCCAACCACAGAUUGCCACAGUCUACCAUCACCAAGAAACUAUGGGCUACCAACAACCAACGUCCUACCAGUCCAACAUGGAGGCAACUGUCCCAGAAUCCCAGCAGCAGCUUUACCAGGAAGACUCCAAGAUUAUGGUACCUCCAGCCCAGGUCCCAGCACCCAUCGCUCCUACUGUCUCCUCCGUCAGCAUCACCCGCAGAGACCCGCGCAUGGCCAGGCACAGCGCCAGUGUAGCCGUCACCUACACUGCUCCAGAAAAACCCAUGAACAACGCAGCAGAGACACACACAGCUUCUGUUACUGUUCCAGUGGAGGUCGGUCACAAGGCACCUCUGCCGAUGCCCCCAGCUCCGCCACCUGCAGUGGCUGUGUCCAAAUCCGCUAAAACAAGCACAUCUGAGCCUCCUCCUGAGGGUGAGACGGCAAUUUUCCUCCACGGUCAAGAGAAGAUAUGGAAAGGCUUUAUCAACAUGCAGUCGGUGGCUAAGUUUGUGACCAAAGCUUACCUGGUGUCAGGAUCUUUUGAGCACCUCAAGGAGGAUUUGCCAGACACCAUUCAUGUUGGAGGACGGAUAUCACCAAACACAGUGUGGGACUAUGUAGGGAAGCUGAAAACCUCCCUCUCCAAGGAGCUGUGUCUGAUCCGUUUCCACCCAGCUACAGAGGAAGAGGAGGUGGCAUAUGUUUCUCUCUUCUCUUACUUUAGCAGCAGGAAACGAUUUGGUGUGGUGGCUAACAACAACCGACGGAUCAAAGACCUCUAUCUCAUCCCACUGAGCUCAAAGGACCCAUUACCCUCCAAACUCUUACCGUUUGAUGGGCCAGGGCUUGAACCAGCUCGUCCCAACCUCCUCCUGGGGCUGCUGAUCUGCCAGAAAGACAGGAAGCGUUCCGGUGCUCCGCUGGAAACCGAGGAGAAACGGUCCAAGACUCAAACCAAAGAUGCCGAUGACACUUGUGUUCCGAAGCCAUCUGCCUCUGUCAAAGCUGAAAGAAGCAUGCGGCAGAAUCUGGAAAUUCCCUUCAGCACAACUCCUCCGGGAUCACCUCCACCCAGUUCCUCUGAGACCACAAGCAGCACUGCCACCGCCUCCUCUGUCCUUUCCCUUUUGUCCUCUGUUAAAGCGCCUGCCACAUCCACUGGCAAAGACUCACCAUCUUCAUCCAGCUCUGUUGCUUCCUCCGCAGCAACCGCCACUCCUCUUCAGACCAUCCUCAACACUCUUUUUGGGAAGAAAAAGCAUGACUCGGAAGCUUCCAACUCUCCAUCUGAUCAGGGUGGGGAACUCUCCGUCCCAACUGCCACAAUGCUAGACCCUAUUGUUCAGCAGUUUGCACAGAUUUCUAAAGAGAAACCGAUAGACGAGGAUGAAGAUGACCGACCAUAUGACCCAGAAGAAGAGUAUGACCCCAGUAGAGGCUACAGUGUGCCUAAAAAGCCUGUUGAGGUAAUAAGCAAACCUGAGAUCUCUAAGCCGCCUGAAACAAGUGAAGGUGAUGAUGUGGCAUAUGACCCAGAGGAUGACUCUAUUUUUGAUGAUGUAAAGACUGUAGCACCAAGUCAAAGUAAAGCUAGUGACUGUGUAACUAAUCCUCAAAAGAUCCUGGAGAGCCUUAAACAGAUCGGGGAUCAGGCAUUCCAGAAACCAGGAGAACAGCAAACAUCGUCCACAGGCACAGCCGGGGCCUCACUGACUCUUGCAGACACGCUCUUAACUCAACCCACAAAAUCUCUUUUGGCCAAUAGCCAGCUGCUGCAACUUGGCAAAAAGGUAGAAGAGCUGGUAAAGUCUUCAUCGGUCACUCCCUUGAUCAACCAGAAGAGAGACCCCCGACAGAGCAGGGAUCCUCGCCAGGCUGCAGCCAGCAGGAAACCGACUGACGAACCCGAGGAGGGAGAUGAGACAUCUGCUCUGUUGGCAGAUUCUACUCCUCCUUCACAGCCAGUGGCUCAAGAGCCAACAUUGCCUAAUGUAGUUGAACUCCCUGACUCCUCACAAGCCCCAGAGGCCUCACUGCCUGUAGAGGAAGUCAAAAUUGAGACGCUACCCUUCAUGGAGUCCGACAAGGCAGAGGUGUCAAUUCCUUUAUUAGGAGAGGAGGUGGAACCUGAUAUGGAGGUCAACUACAUGGAUGAGAUGGAAGUGAAAACUGAGGAGGCUGAGCCAAUCAAGACUGAAAUAGAGACGGACAAGUACAGUAUUUGGCCAAAUGCUGCCAGUAUUUUAAAAGCUGGUGAUGAUUCAGAGUAUGAGGAGAAUAGCCAAGAUACGACAACUUCAAGCUAUUAUAAUGAGCCUGCAGACACCUCCGCAAUAACUUCCACGAUCCCAGUCCUCACUCAGAGCAUGACGAUGGGUGACACUCAGUCCCAUCACAUGUCGCAUCACAUGUCAGCAUCAGGCUUGAACAGUGAGUACAGACCUGCCGCUGACAUUCCCCCACCCUCCAACUUCCCCCCGUCCCAUCCGAUGCAGGGGCAGAACCUGAUGAUGAGGCCUCCACCAAUGUCUAUGCCUCCACCCAUGCAAGGACUUCCUCCAAUGUCAGGCCCCCCUCCUAUGCAGGGACCUCCACCCAUCCAUGUUGCUCCCCCUGUACGUGGUCCUCCACCCAUGCAAGCUGACAGCAACCAGCAAUAUGCCCCACCUCCGGCAGGAUACCCUCCAUAUCAGAACCAGUGGCCAGGCAGUAAGCCGCCCCCACAGCAGCAGCUGCCUCCUGGACCACUUCCUCAGAAUAUUAUGCCACCCAGAGGACCACCACCACCACCCUUCGCACCAAUGGGCCAGAGAGGUCCUCCUCCUCCUCAAAUAUUUGAUCCCUCCAUCCCCCCUCAGCACAUUGGACAACAAGGCCCACCUCCAGGCCUUCCCCCACCUCCUAAUUUUGAAGGACAGAACAGUUUGCCUCCACCAAGAUUCGCUGGUCUGCCACCACCAUUUAACUUCCCUGGAAACAGAGGGCCUCUUCCACCUUUUACAGGGCCACCUCCUGGACAUUUUGAUAAUAGGCUCCCUCCUCCGUCCCACUUCCCAGGGCCCAGGGGUCCCCCACCAUCUCAGUACGGUGACCAUGGAACCCAACCUCCAAUGGGGACCCAACCCCCGAUAGUGGAGCAACCUCGAGGCCCUGUAGAACCGUAUAACAAAGACACAAACUCUUUCAAGCUAAAUGUGGACCAACAUCAGAAUCCAAACCAUCUCCAUAUGUAUAAAGACAAUCCGGGCCUUCCGCCAGGUCCAGCUUACAGGGGACCUCCACCUAACCAGUAUGACGACAGAAGAGCUCCUAGUGGGGAGUUGAGCGGACAACACUUUAAUCCACAUAACCAGUAUGGGGACUCCAGACCACACUCCUCACCACCACAUCGCGGACCUUUUGAUGAGCACCGAGGUCCCCCUCAGGAGAAUCGAGCGCACCCAUCUCAACCUUUUGGUGGAUCAGAGCGGUACCGCUUUGAUAGGCACUCAGAUGAGGCUAGACCUGUUCGCCACAGCGGGCCCCUGCUGCCAACUCCCACAGAGGCUCCCAUAGGUCCUCCCAGUCGUAUGGGAGGCCACAGUCCAGAUCUGCACAGGGACGACCACUGGCGCCGCCACUCUCCUGAAAUGAGGCGGAGGAGCAGCACCACCCGAGAGGACUCAGAGCCCCGCGGCGGAGAUCGCUUCAGUCGUUUUGAAGGCGGACACAGAGAACCUGCUCUCGGACCCUCACAGUCCUCUGAAGACAGACCGAGGGAGCUGUCCGAGGACCGCAGGAGGGAAAGAGAGCGGGAAGUUCCCCACCCUGGCAGGCCAUCAUGGGACAGGGGCCAGGGCAAGCGAUGGAGCAGAGAGCGAGAGUGGGACAGAAGUAGAGAGAGGGACCGGGAUCAAGAACGCAACAGAGAACCAGACCGCAGCAGAGGGAGGGAGGGUGAGAGGCACAGGGAGACGGAGGGAGAGCGACACCGGGAUCAAGACACAGACAGGAGGAGAGACCGGGACAGAGACAGAGACAGAGAAAGGGAAAGGGAAAGGGACAGAACCAGGGACAGAGAUUCUGAUAGGAGGGACCACGAUCGGGACAGAGGAAAAAACCGCGAGCGAGAACGUGAGCGAGACAGGAGGCGGGACAGGUCCCGAAGCAGAGAACGAGAUCGCGACAAGGACCGCGGGAAAGACAGGGGCAGGGACAGAGAUAAAGACAGGGACAGGGACAGGGAGAGGGACAGAGACAGGGAUAAAGACAGGGAGAGGGACAGGGAUAGGGACAGGGAUAGGGACAAAGACAGGGAUCGUCGCGAAAGGAGCAGAAGCCGAGAAAAGCGAGAGGAGAAAAAGGACAGUAAACAUGACACACACAAGGAGAGCGAUAAAACUUCAGAAAAAGACAAAAACAUGUCCUAGUCUCUGUCUCAUGGACACUCCACACAGUUAUGAGAGACACUUUAAUCUUUCACCACUUAAAAUCAUCACUGUUAAUGUAGAGGAGCAGUAUUUCACUAAAUUUCCACAGUUGUGUUCUUUCUGGGGAAAAAAAAGUUUGACAAUGUUUGUAUUCUCUUUGUCACUCAAAGGUUUCUAAAUUUGUUUUAUCACAUUUGAAAAAAACGAACCUGACGGCCAUCUAAGUUAGAAAACAAUAAUGUAACUGAUUAACACACCAUUUGCAAUAUGUAAAUAUGAAUGUAUUUGUGUAUAUACUGAUGUUUUUAAUACUUUUCUAAGUACAGAAAAUUAAAGCCAUAUACGUAUCUGAGAUGGAUAAUGUGAAAGUUGAGGCGACACUGCUUAGAACUGUGGUCACUGCACAGUACAAGGUGUUAAAAUGUUCAGCAUCUUUGAACUAAAAGUCUCCAUUUAUCUACAGUAUAGUACACCCCAUCAGUGGUUGUUCAUGACAUGUCCUGAAUCUGUUUCAGCUCAACCAAUUAAACCUGU
Scomber scombrus (Atlantic mackerel) is the source of this 8604-nucleotide messenger RNA. RefSeq names its product death inducer-obliterator 1 (gene dido1). The record is from RefSeq and is a predicted model, not a curated record. The transcript is spliced from 17 exons. Gene Ontology annotation, cellular component: nucleus. NCBI's taxonomy places the organism in Eukaryota, Metazoa, Chordata, Actinopteri, Scombriformes, Scombridae. The coding region runs from base 223 to 8070 and encodes 2615 amino acids. Gene Ontology annotation, biological process: apoptotic signaling pathway; DNA-templated transcription.